AUGGACGAGGAGGGAGAAACCCAUGCUCAUUCUAUAGACAUUAAUGAUUCUAUCAGAACAAAACUUUCUGUGAGGAGGUCCAAUCCAUCGUUCGUAGUAUCAAUUUCUUGUAUUUACAGAGUCCAUAAAAGAAUUCGCAAAAUGAAUGAAGAUGCCUACACCCCAGAUAUAGUCUCCAUUGGUCCUUAUCACCGUGGUAUGGAAAACUUGCAAGCCAUGGAAGAUCUUAAGUUACAAUACCUACAGACAUUGCUUGGCCGAACAAGAGAGAGAACCAGUUUGGAGGAAUAUGUGGAAGCUCUCAAGAAGUUAGAAGAUGAAGCCCGUGGGUGUUACUCAGAACCCAUCAAGUUAAGUAGUAAUGAAUUCAUUGAAAUGAUGCUUUUUGAUGGCUUCUUCAUCAUAGAAUUAUUUCGGAAAUAUUUUAAUUCACAAUAUUUCCGGAUAGAUGAUAAUGAUCUUAUCUUCUAUUCCAAAUCAAGAAGUGCAAUCAUUGUGCGUGACUUGGUAUUGCUUGAAAAUCAAAUACCCAUUUCAGUUCUUGAUAAAUUAUUCAAUCUUAGCAUGGAUCCUAAACAUGAUUCUCUCCCACUCAUCAAAAUGGCUCUCUAUUUCUUCAGUGGCUUGAUUCCUCAAGCUAUGCACAAGUAUCCUCAAAAAAAGGAUAAUAUUGAAGUAGUAGUACAUAACCAUUUACUGGAUCUGUUAGCUUACACACUUGAUAGUUCUCUUAGAGUGGUCAAGAUGCCAGACUUAAGAACAAAAGUAGAAUCUCUACCAUGUGUGACAGAGCUCCUUUGUUCUGGGGUUAAGUUCAAGAAGAGCCCCAUAUAUAAUGGUAGCUUGAUCGAUAUAAAGUACAAUGAAGGAGUCAUUGAAAUCCCUCAAUUAUGUGUUCAUGACUUCACAGAAUCCUUUUUUCGGAACCUUAUGGCUUAUGAGCAAUACCGUUUUGGAGGUACUCCUUACAUAACAUCAUAUGCAACUUUGAUGGAUUACCUUAUUAACUCUGUUGAUGAUGUAGCAUUUCUCCGUGACUCUGGAAUUAUUGUCAAUCAACUGGGUGAUGAUAAUAAGGUCUUCUCUCUGUUUAGUAAUCUCUGCAAUGAAAUCUCCAGUACUGAUUUCUAUUACAAUGAAUUGUGUGACAAAGUGAAUGAAUAUUACAAAAGGAGAAUUCACAGAUGGAAAGCGACUUUGAAAAGGGAUUAUUGUGACAGUCCAUGGAAGAUUAUUUCGGUGGUUACAGCAAUUCUAUUACUCUUUCUCACUGCUUGGGGUACCAUAUUUACCACACUACCGCUCUUCAAUGUUCAUGCUUAA
This is a messenger RNA of Macadamia integrifolia, 1323 nucleotides long. Its product is annotated as UPF0481 protein At3g47200-like. NCBI's taxonomy places the organism in Eukaryota, Viridiplantae, Streptophyta, Magnoliopsida, Proteales, Proteaceae. Bases 1 to 1323 code for a protein of 440 amino acids. The transcript has a single exon. The record is from RefSeq and is a predicted model, not a curated record.